This is a messenger RNA of Labeo rohita (rohu), 1208 nucleotides long. It is a transcript of the gene oaz1a, whose product is annotated as ornithine decarboxylase antizyme 1a. Gene Ontology annotation, molecular function: ornithine decarboxylase inhibitor activity. NCBI's taxonomy places the organism in Eukaryota, Metazoa, Chordata, Actinopteri, Cypriniformes, Cyprinidae. The record is from RefSeq and is a predicted model, not a curated record. Gene Ontology annotation, cellular component: nucleus; cytoplasm. Gene Ontology annotation, biological process: positive regulation of protein catabolic process.
UGCGGGCCUACAGCCAUUAACACUUUCAGUUGGAGCACGGACAGAGAAGAAUCGGGCCUUGACGUUGGCCGGAUGGUUAAAUCCAACCUCCAGACGAUCCUGAAUAGCCACUGUUUUGUCAGAGAAAAAGAGAGCAAUAUAUCCAAGAUGCCAGUAAUCGAAAUGACCCGUAAUAAACCCGAGAGUGAAAGUUCCCAUCGCUGCAGUAACCCGUGUCCGGGGCCUCUGUGGUGUUCCGAUGUCCCUCUCCCACCCCUGAAGAUCCCAGGUGGGCGAGGGAAUGAUCAGCGGGAUCACAGUCUUUCAGCUAAGCUAUUCUAUUCUGAUGCUCAGUUACUGGUUCUUGAGGAAGCCCCUCAGUUGAACAGCCGUGUACGUUUUUUGCUCUUUGAACGGCGCUGCUCUGUGAGCAAGCACUUAGUCUGGAGGGGGGCACUGAAGGGGGCAAACCUUUACAUCGAAAUCCCCACUGGUGUCCUCCCGGAAGGGAGCAAAGAUAGUUUUUCACUCUUACUGGAGUUUGCAGAGGAGAAGUUACAGGUUGAUCACGUUUUCAUCUGCUUCCAUAAGAGCCGAGAUGACAGAGCAUCGCUGCUGCGGACGUUCAGUUUCAUGGGCUUUGAGAUUGUGAGACCGGGUCAUCCCCUCGUCCCAACCCGCCCCGACGCUUUCUUCAUGGCUUACAGCAUCGAAAGAGACUCCGAUAGUGACGAAUAAAGCUUAUCAAUCACAUUUUGCUUCUAAUUACUAUGCUGUAUCUCACUCAACAUGGUCACCAUUAAAAGAAACAUAGUAUGAAUGUGUCAAAUUGACUUUUUUUUCAUGUUAAUUACUACGUUGUAGUUCUUGUAACUAGUCGUAUUUGCACUAGUGUAAACCAAAUUUCUACAGUGACCAUUAGUUUUUAAGCCAUUACCGCUGGGCUUAACUUCCAAUGUAAUUGGAUUCUUUGCUGAUUCCCCUUCACCCAUUCCCACACUGAUCGUUUUUAGUGCAUAAUAUUUAUGGUUAAGAUCCCUCAAGCAACGAUGUUUGUAUAAUCAUGAUUUUCAUUGCUGAUAUGUUGAUUUCUUUUUACUGAUGCCAUCAAGUUGUUGUGUUUUCUUUCUUAAUGUGUGCAUGAAUUGGAGUUUUUAGUUAUGACUUCAAUAGGCUCUGUCUGCAUGUUUGACAGUGUGCAGAAUAAAAAUGCUCACCCUAUACCACUA